AUGGGAGCUUAUAAGACAAUUGGCAGACUUGAGCCUUUUACUCAUGAUUUUAAACUAUAUAUAAGGUAUAGUAAAAAGCAAAAGAGCUUCCUUCUUAAAUAUUCAGAUACAGGUGAAUUGCAUUCUGCCAUACCUUCUGAUAUUUUGACUUUAAUGCCAUUUGAAUCCUCAAUUGAACUAAUGAAUAGAUUUAAGUGGUUAGAUACAGAACGAUUCAUGUUUACUAAUGUUGAAGGUUAUGAAAAAAUAGUCAGUAUAAAAACUUAUUAAGUACUGGCCUAGAAUUACAGACCUCUUUUCAAUGAUAUUUCAGGUGAAGAGUGGAAAAUUUGGCCUUAUUAUAACCUCAGAGAAGAUUUGAAAACUGAUAUAUUGUCUAGAUUGAAAAGAAUUUAUCAAAUGUAUAAGACCUUGUAUUAUCUACAUGAUUUUAAUGGACCAAAUGGUUAAAAAGAAGAUUAAGCUCAAGACAAUUUAACCUGGAAUGAUUGA
Messenger RNA from Stylonychia lemnae, 492 nucleotides. The record is from the annotation of a GenBank genome assembly. NCBI's taxonomy places the organism in Eukaryota, Ciliophora, Spirotrichea, Sporadotrichida, Oxytrichidae.